AUGGAGGUAAAUAGGCUAGAUGAUGACUUUUCUAUUGAUCCAAUUACUGAUAUAAUUGAUUAUCUAGUGCGGUGUGCUAAAAUUUCUUUUAAAAAUGCUCAUGUUGAUGAAUCAGAGAUACGAACCAGCGAAAAGAUUACAAUGGCCUGUGAUCUUUACAAGCGCUCGCCUACUGAGUUCUUACUACAGUUCGGCAAGUAUUUGGCUCCGUACCACAUGAGUUACUUUGAUAACUUGCAGGCGACAUCGCAAGUAGACCAACAUUUUCGAGAAUGUAUAGAACAGUUUAAAAACUACCAUUCCGAUAAGAGUAGACGUAAAAGAGUUAGAAAUCGACGAUAUAAUGCAUUACAAAAGCUAAAAAAUGAAACUGACUACUUCAGUGAAAAACAAAUGAUGUUUAGAAAUCCCUUACUAUAUGAGCAAUUAGUAGGUCAAUAUCUAACUGAUGAGGAGAUUAAUGCAAGAGAUAAUGUAGACAAUGAAAACCUAACACUUUUGAAUAUGAUUUUGGAGACGGUUGAUAGAAAUGAGAUGAGAGAAAUGAAAAAUGAGCAAUUGCUGGUAGAGGAUAUUGAAGCAAUUCAAUUAAACAAAGACGACAAUUCUGAUGAAAACAUUAAUAGCCAUCAUGUGCAAAAAAAACAAUGGGGUGACUUUGACAUACCAGACACAAGACCAAGUUACAUGCCUGAAAAAAGAAAACAGUGCAUUAUCACUGCUCCCGAAAGAAACUUACUUCGAGAAGAGUUUUUACAAGAGAUGUAUAGUAGUUUUAUAAAUGGUAGAGAUGAGGAUUUUGACUACAACAGUGUAGACAAUGAUGAGCAAUAUGAUGAUCUGCAGCAGUUAUCGCAGGAUGCAGAAGACAAAUAUUUUGAUUCAGAAACCAAUGAUAUAGAGAAUUUAGAAGAGCAUAUGAAACUUGUUCAAGAAUAUGUAUUAAAGAAACCUGACAACAAUGCCAAAAAUGAUGAUUCUUUGGAUGUAUUUAUGAAACAUAUUUCAAAUAAACUAGAUAUGAGUUAA
Arctia plantaginis is the source of this 1029-nucleotide messenger RNA. The record is from the annotation of a GenBank genome assembly. NCBI's taxonomy places the organism in Eukaryota, Metazoa, Arthropoda, Insecta, Lepidoptera, Erebidae.